Molecule: messenger RNA, 542 nt
Organism: Racocetra fulgida
Lineage: Eukaryota; Fungi; Glomeromycota; Glomeromycetes; Diversisporales; Gigasporaceae
Source: the annotation of a GenBank genome assembly
UGGACGGCCACCCGGCUGCGGCUAUGCGUUACACCGAGGCUCGUUUAAGUAAAUUUGGAGCUCAUCUUUUAAUGGAUAAUUAUGAUGAAACCGAAAAAGAGCCCAAGAUUUUACCGGCUAAUUUAAAUUUGCUGUUAAACGGUUGUAGUGGCAUUGCGGUGGGAAUGACUUCCAAUAUUCCUCCCCACAAUCUAGGAGAAGCGGUUGAUACUACUAUUAAUCUCAUCCGUAAUCCUGAUUUAAGCAUUGAGGAAUUACUCGAAACCUUGCCCGGACCCGACUUUCCUACGGGAGGGAUUAUUCUUAACCAAAAAAAUCUUGUCAGUAUUUACAAAAGUGGCCACGGAACUAUUUAUGUGCGAGGCAAAGCCGAAAUUCUUGCUAGCCAAAAAGACAAGGAAAAAAAAGAUUUAAUUCGCAUUGUUAGUCUUCCCUUUAAGGUUAACAAAACCAAAUUGGUUACCCAAAUCAAUCAACUAAUUAAAAACAAAAAAAUUGAUGGCUUGCGGAGUGUGGCUGAUUAUUCUAAUUUGGAAAACAAG